AUGACCAGGUCAGAGGCAGCUGGUUCAGGUAACCUUGUGAUUGGUUGUUGUGUGAUAUCUGGCAAGUCUUGUUGCGUGCUCUUUGAUUCUGGAGCGACACACUUGUUUGUGACAGAGUCUUGUGUGCGGGAGUUGGGUAUGCCGGUGUGUGAGCUACCGUUUGACCUCGUGGUAUCUACCCCGACAUCUGGGUUGGUUAGGACUUCUUCGGUGUAUGUUAGGUGUCCAGUUGAAGUAGAGGGACGCGUAUGUAAAGUCAAUCUUAUAUGCCUCCUUCUGCAAGGGCUUGAGGUGAUAUUAGGAAUGGAUUGGCUCUUUGCCAAUCGCGUUCUCAUCGACUGUCGAGAGAAGAAGUUGUUGUUCUCUAACUCAGAGGAGCCUGAGUUGUUGUUUUCCCAUGGGGUUAUGAAGGAAAUUCGGGACGGCGCAUAG
Vigna unguiculata (cowpea) is the source of this 432-nucleotide messenger RNA. RefSeq lists its product as uncharacterized. The record is from RefSeq and is a predicted model, not a curated record. Gene Ontology annotation, biological process: proteolysis. Gene Ontology annotation, molecular function: aspartic-type endopeptidase activity. NCBI's taxonomy places the organism in Eukaryota, Viridiplantae, Streptophyta, Magnoliopsida, Fabales, Fabaceae.